This is a messenger RNA of Podarcis lilfordi (Lilford's wall lizard), 289 nucleotides long. Lineage: Eukaryota; Metazoa; Chordata; Lepidosauria; Squamata; Lacertidae. The record is from the annotation of a GenBank genome assembly.
GUUGAUUCAUUCUGAAGCAGCAGCCAUGUCAUCUGUUUACAAGCGAGACAACCUUAACAAUUUUGUCCAUGGCCACAGCAGUAGUUCUUCAAAAAUGGAGUAUAAUACAGCUGAAAGUAGAUAUCUAAGCCAGGCAUUCAUAGCCGGAGUUGACGAUGGAAUCAUGUCACUGAAGGAAGCCCCUGUAUCUCCAAGCCCACAGUGUCAUGGAUUGGCGCUCGGCUCCUCAGAAUUGGCACAACCAGGAAGAACACUACUUUCCUGGUUGCUACCAGAUGGACCAGUGUAG